Messenger RNA from Peromyscus leucopus (white-footed mouse), 610 nucleotides. It is a transcript of the gene Rnasek, whose product is annotated as ribonuclease K. Gene Ontology annotation, molecular function: RNA endonuclease activity. The record is from RefSeq and is a predicted model, not a curated record. Lineage: Eukaryota; Metazoa; Chordata; Mammalia; Rodentia; Cricetidae. The coding region runs from base 109 to 405 and encodes 98 amino acids. The transcript has 3 exons.
CCGCGCAAGUCCCCAAAUCCAGCUCCCUGUCCCCGGCGUCUCCAGGGUUCCCUGCCGCCGCUUCUGCGCCUCGAUCUUCCGUCUCUAGCGACCCUCCCUCCUUCCUCCAUGGCGUCGCUCCUGUGCUGUGGGCCGAAGCUGGCCGCCUGCGGCAUCGUCCUCAGCGCCUGGGGAGUGAUCAUGUUGAUAAUGCUCGGGAUAUUUUUCAAUGUCCAUUCCGCUGUGUUAAUUGAGGACGUUCCCUUCACGGAGAAAGAUUUUGAGAACGGCCCUCAGAACAUAUACAGCCUGUACGAGCAGGUCAGCUACAACUGCUUCAUCGCCGCCGGCCUCUACCUCCUCCUCGGCGGCUUCUCCUUCUGCCAAGUUCGGCUCAAUAAGCGAAAGGAAUACAUGGUGCGCUAGAGCGCAGCCCGGCUCUCCCUCCCCACCCCACCCCACCGUCUCUAUUUAAGGACUCCUCGGGCCCGUCUGUCCCCCCCCAUCUGGCGUCCUCCGGGGCCGAGUUACCCCCGGCAGGACCGCAUCCCGGGCCCUGCAAACCCCGGAGGGGGCCGGUGCUGACCGCGCCCUAGCCUGAACCACAAUAAAAAAAAAAAAAGCAGCGGUU